This is a messenger RNA of Kickxella alabastrina, 2548 nucleotides long. RefSeq lists its product as uncharacterized. The coding region runs from base 368 to 2383 and encodes 671 amino acids. The record is from RefSeq and is a predicted model, not a curated record. The transcript has a single exon. NCBI's taxonomy places the organism in Eukaryota, Fungi, Kickxellomycota, Kickxellomycetes, Kickxellales, Kickxellaceae.
GCGCCUACGCCGACGCUUGCAAAUCAACCCCCCAGCCCCACCGGCGUCGACGACGCCAACCUGUACAGCAGCAUGACCGAUGACGGCAGACCGGUAGCUGCCGAGGAAUCGUAUGACACUGGGUUGAUGCGUCUCAGCAGAAUCGGCAGCGGCGCCGGCGAAUGUCCAAGCCUGUGGCCGUUGCGAGCAAAAUCAAAAACACCGUGCAGGGUAAUUACGUUGGUGCCACGCCAAAGUCACCGACAAAGCCGGUAACAAAAAACUUGGCGUAUACGCUGAAGGACGGAAAGUACAAGUCGCAUAACCUUAAGGAUGCUGCGUCGGGAAGGAUACUAAUCAAGGAUUGGCAUCGGUGCUUUCGUCGCCGAUGCCCGUGCGCAGAUUGUCGCAGCCGAUGCCCUCGAAGCUCGGCGACACUGAUUGCUUGCUUGAGGGAAGCGCUGAGCUUGCUGCUGGGAUGAGCAGCGACAGCAGUAGAAGCAUUGGCAAUGGCAAUGAUGAUGGAAGCCAUGCUGGUGCCAAGCGAAGAGAGACAGAGGAGGGCCAUGGCGUCAAGCUACUGCUGCAGCACCAGCAGGUGCACUCGGCCAUCCAGCUGCUGCAGCGCAAGCUCUCAGCUAACUGGCAGGGCAAGGACUUUGACGGGCGGUCGUCAUCAGUCCAACAUCAGCAGAUGCAGCAGAAUCGAGAUCAGCAAUAUGUCAGUCGCAGCAGCAGCAGCAGUAGUAGCAGCCUCAGGUCGCCGAUUGUCCAGCACAGCCACCACUUCCAUCACCACGACAGGGAGAGCGAGGCCCUGCCGUUGCCCACUGGCGGUAUGUCCUUUGUACCACCACCAAUGCCUACGCUCUCAGCAAUGCCCAGCAACGACGAUUCCCAGUUGAAUACCAUGCCGGCAACCCGCGGAUAUGUCGACGGUGUGCCUGAGAGUUUUCCUCGACUAUGCAGUCUUUUGGCGCCAGAACGCACUGUGCCUCUUGUAGACCAGCAGUACCAGUCAGCGUUGGCUCGCAGUGGCAACAUUGAUAGCUCUGCUACCACUGGCGCAGCUGCAUCUCGUUCGCGCAGACUGAGCAUGAUCCGCGUUCCGCUACAAAAGUCUGGAUCGCACUUGGCGUCGGCGGCCAGCAGUAUUUGGGGCUCUGUCAGUCGGAGCAAAAGCACCAGUCGUGCGUCCAAGGCACAGUCUGUGCAUGGGUUGCCCCUGGGACUGACAAACAGCAUCGGCGAUAGUGUAAGCGGAACCCAAGCGCCCAUUGUGGCCAGACACAAGACCACCAUGGCGCUGUCUACAUCGCCGCUUGCUGCUGGCAAUGGUAUGCGUAUUGCUAGCGGCAACGACGAGGAUGCCAACUCGACCGUUGUGGAUUCGCAUCCGGUACUGAUCUCUGGUGACCAUAUUUGUGACGCUGCGAAUGACAAUGUCGGCGGGGCUUCCAAUGUAGAAGAGAGUGAUUUAUCGCAGAAAUCCAUGUCCAAGACUACCCUCUCAACCAAAACAUCGUCUGGAAACAGCAGCAUCAGAGCCGGAAAUAAUAGCAAUAGCAACAGCAACAAUAAUGUCGAAGAGGACGAUGGCAAUACAGACAAUUGUAGUUUAUUGGACGCCAUGUCAAUCCACAGCGGGCUUUCCCACGCAAAUAGCAUAACAGGGCCAGCCAAUUUUAUGGCCAACAAUCUGCCAACGCUUGAUCCGUACGUGGACCCUUACAAGUCUCUUCAGCUGCCCGAGUAUCAGUUGUUCAACGACGCACGUCGAGGCAGUAUGCAUCCCAAAAAUGGCACCAUGCUGAUGGCAGCGGCGCUGCCAGCAACCAUCACAGCGUCGUCGAUUGUCGACAAGCGGUUAUUGUACUUAGCGUCCGAGUCCCUCAAAUCCAUGGUGUCGGGCAUUCCGCUGGACCGCGAAAGGCUCGAGUUUCUGCGCGAGGGACUCACCCUUGGCGGCAUCACUGCGGCGACUAUAUGGUAUUGCCUGCCCUGGCUGCAUUUUGACCUUUUGCAGUUCGAUGAUGCGCGGCAGCGGCUGAUCGCCAUGCUGCUGGCGUUCUCUCACACUUGUCCGCUGGACGCUAUGCGGUAUUUCGAUAUUUCGAGCGACAGCGGCAAGAGGGAUGGCGUUAGCUAUGGUAUCACGGAGCGGUCUGUUUGGGACAGCAUGUCUCCAGUUGAUCGCAAGGAGUAUGCUGAUUUGAUGCGGCAGCUGGAUGCCGGCGUUGGGGCGGAUUCUGGAGAGGCGGCGGCCUGUGUGCCUGUAUUGUCGCCAUCGCAGGCAUGGAGGUUUGUUAUUAAGCCGCUGGUUUCGCGCGACAGCGACUUGUUCUACUCUGACUUUAAGGUCAUGGUCAUGGGUGUGGCCAGAUGGAGUUUGUCUCGGACCUAAAUAUACACGGUUAUACAUUUACACUCUUACAUCAUUGACAUUUUAUACCUAGUAAUAUUUUCAUGUACAUUUUUAUAUAAAUUUUGCUUGUUUAUCGAUAGACCGAGUAAAAAAAAUAUUUGUUUACUGGUCGUACAACAUUUUGGUAGCAAUUAAAUUUGUAAC